AUGGUCACUCAAACUGUCAACAAGACAAAUCUCCACCCGUCUGGCGUUGCGCCGAACGUGGAACACACGGAGAUUGAAGAAGCACUUCAUGACAAGGCACACAUUGACUAUGACCGUGUAGCUAUCAUUGCCAACCCUUCAGUUGCCGCUCUUUACGAGGACGCGCUCGUAUACGAGACUGGCUCGGCUAUCACAGCAUCGGGUGCUCUCUCCGCAUACUCAGGAGCUAAGACGGGCCGCUCGCCCUCGGAUAAGCGUAUCGUCGAGGAAGACUCGUCGAAAAACGAUGUCUGGUGGGGCCCAGUGAACAAGCCGAUGAAAACCGACGUCUGGCGCAUCAACCGUGAACGUGCCAUUGACUACCUCAACACUAGGAAGCGCAUCUAUGUCGUCGAUGGCUUCGCUGGCUGGGAUGUCCGCUACCGGAUACGCGUACGAGUCGUUUGCGCUCGCGCGUACCAUGCCCUCUUCAUGCGCAACAUGUUGAUCCGACCUUCAAAGGAGGAGCUUGAGCAUUUCAAGCCUGAUUACACUAUUUACAAUGCUGGUGCUUUCCCUGCCAACAGGUACACUAGUGGUAUGACAUCGUCGACAUCGGUUGCCCUCAACUUUGCCGACAAGGAGAUGGUUAUCCUCGGCACUGAAUACGCUGGUGAAAUGAAAAAAGGAAUUUUCACCGUGCUUUACUACGAGAUGCCUGUCAAGCACAACGUCCUCACACUACACUCCUCAGCCAACGAGGGUCAGAGCGGAGACGUUACCGUAUUCUUCGGUCUCUCUGGAACUGGAAAGACUACCUUGUCUGCCGACCCCAAGCGUGCCCUGAUCGGAGACGACGAGCACUGCUGGAGCGACACUGGUAUCUUCAACAUCGAGGGUGGCUGCUACGCCAAGUGCAUUGGCCUGUCUGCCGAGAAGGAGCCGGAUAUCUUCGGUGCCAUCCGCUUCGGCUCCAUCCUUGAGAACGUCGUCUUCGACCCCGUGACCCGCCAGGUAGACUACGAUGACGACACUUUGACCGAGAACACCCGCUGCGCCUACCCCAUCGAGUACAUUGAGAACACCAAGAUUCCUUGCAUCUCAGAGAACCACCCCAGUAACAUCAUCCUCCUCACCUGCGACGCACGUGGUGUUCUUCCUCCCAUCUCCAAGCUUAGCCCCGAGCAGACCAUGUACCACUUCAUCUCUGGUUACACAUCCAAGAUGGCCGGUACCGAGCAGGGUGUCACCGAACCCCAGGCCACUUUCUCGUCUUGCUUCGCACAGCCCUUCCUUGCUCUUCACCCCAUGCGCUACGCCAAGAUGCUUGCGGAGAAGAUCAAGGAGCACAAUGCCAACGCCUGGCUUCUCAACACCGGUUGGGUAGGCGCUGGCGCGACUACUGGUGGCAAGCGAUGCCCGCUGAAGUACACCCGCGCCAUCCUCGACGCCAUCCAUUCGGGCGAGCUCGCAAAGGUCGAAUACGAAACCUACGAGACUUUCGGUCUCUCCGUCCCCAAGACCUGCCCCAACGUCCCCGACGAGUUGCUCAACCCCGCAAAGUCGUGGAACGGCACCGCCGACUUCAAGGGCGAAGUCGAAAAGCUCGGCAAGCUCUUCAUGGAGAACUUCAAGAAGUACGAGGAUCAAGCCACCAAAGAUGUUAUUGAGAGUGGCCCACACGUAUGCUGCUGCCCCAAGCACUAAACAGACUGUGCUGUUGCUACUUUCCUUGAUCGGAAAGUUUGAGAUUGGUGGUUUUUAUUCUUACUUUUUUUACAGACUGAGUGAGCGUCUUUGGUUCCUGAGUAUAUCCCCUUUUUGCUGCGGGUUUCCGAUAGAUUGAGAGACGGCAGCGUCAUCGACCCUUUUUUUCCUUCUUCUCUACUUCACUUUUCGCAGAUGAUAUCAUGGCUUUUAUUUUAUCUAGUCGAUUAUAUCGGAUAUUUGCGAACUGUUGCUGCUUUUUGCACAGUUUUGCUCGUGGACGGUUAAUGUUAGUGCUUUGUUUUUCUUGGCGACAUGGGUGUGGCGUUGGGGGUUUUGCAUUUGCAUAGGUGGGGGUUGAGAUGAAGUGGGUGGAUAUUCGAUAUGGGAAUUGGAUGUUUGGGUGGGAGGGAGAUGAUGGAUAUCAAAAUUUCUACUUGUUACAUGAUUGAAUUCUGUGUUUUGCUUGUGCCUGUGAUUUGCUGAUUUGGUGGAUGUAAGGGCUUGAGGGUAGCUAUAUACGCUCAGUGGAAUUGCCUGAAGUACAUCAGCCUGAGGCUAUCUAUCAUCCAUGCCUUGCUAC
Pyrenophora tritici-repentis Pt-1C-BFP is the source of this 2269-nucleotide messenger RNA. Its product is annotated as PckA, Phosphoenolpyruvate carboxykinase (ATP). Gene Ontology annotation, biological process: gluconeogenesis. Gene Ontology annotation, cellular component: cytosol. The record is from RefSeq and is a predicted model, not a curated record. NCBI's taxonomy places the organism in Eukaryota, Fungi, Ascomycota, Dothideomycetes, Pleosporales, Pleosporaceae. Gene Ontology annotation, molecular function: phosphoenolpyruvate carboxykinase (ATP) activity; ATP binding.